GGCCAUGGUUGACUUAAAAAUGCUCCAACAGUCAGAUCUAGAAAAAGAAAGUUCUGUUCAUCACACUCCCGCAUAACUGUUAGAGCAAGAUCAAGUAUGUUGCACCCAAUCUCACUCUCAAUCUUAACAAUUCUCUUCUUCUCUGCUAUUUUCAUUCUGUUAAGUAAGGUUAAGAAGAGAUUUGAUGAUCAUGGGUCCAAGCUCAAUCUACCUCCUUCUCCACCAAAGAUGCCAAUCAUCGGAAAUAUUCAUCAAUUAGGUCCAAUGCUUCACCAAUCUUUUUACAAUCUAUCCAGAAAGUAUGGUCCAUUAAUUCUCUUACACUUAGGCCAAAAACCCAUACUUGUAGUUUCAUCAGCAGAGAUGGCAACUCAAAUUUGUAAGACAAAUGAUGUAAUUUUCUCAAAUAGGUUCAGUACAAAAGCUUCUAAAGUUAUCUUCUGUGGUGGAAAUGAUAUAGCUAUAGCUCCAUAUGGUGAUUACUGGAGGAAAGUCAGAAAAUUCUGUGUUCUUGAAUUGCUGAGCCACAAAAGGAUUCAAUCGUUUCAGUUUGUAAGAGAAGAAGAAGUUAAUAGAGUCAUGGAGAGGAUAAAUUGUGUAGCUAGAGAGCCAGGUAUGUCAAUUAAUUUGACAGAGAUUAUGUUUACAAUGUUGAAUACAAUUAUCUUUAGGUGUUCACUUGGAGACAAUUUUAACAAAGAUCAUGUAGAUAGUUUUGGUAGGUUGAUUAAGAAAGCGACGACAUUAAUGGAGUCUAUGUGCUUUGAAGAUUUCUUUCCAUUUCUGAAAUGGGUUGAUGUUGUAAAUGGAUUACAGGGGAGACUUGAUAGAACAUCUCAAGAAUUAGAUACAUUCUUUAAUCAAGUCAUUGAUGAUCAUCUUGGUUUUGAGGGACCCGGCUGCAGAGAUGAUAAGCAGAUGAAUUUCAUUGAUUUGCUUCUUCUACAUGCUGAAGAAGACAAUCUUAAUUUGUCCAGAGAUAAUAUCAAGGGGAUUACAACGGACAUGUUUGUUGGUGGGAGUGAUACCACUGCGACAGCCGUUGAGUGGUCUAUGGCCGAGCUUAUACAGAAUCCAAGGCUGAUGAAGAAAGCACAAGAAGAGGUAAGAAGAGUGGUUGGUAACAAAUUGAAAGUGGAAGAGCAGGACAUUAAUCAAAUGGAGUAUUUGAAAUGUAUUGUCAAGGAAAGUUUACGGCUACAUCCGCCUUUACCGUUUUUGAUUGGAAGAGUUUCCACUGCCGCUGCUAAAAUUGGAGAUUAUGAUAUCCCAACAAAUACUGGGGUUUUCAUUAACGCCUGGGCAAUUCAAAGAGACCCCAAGUUGUGGGAUAAGCCAGAGGAGUUCUGUCCUGAGAGAUUUAGAAACAACCCUGUUGAUUUUAAAGGUCAUGAUUUUGAAUUCAUCCCAUUUGGGUCUGGGAGAAGAGGGUGCCCUGGAAUGGCUUUUGGCAUUGCAGUUGUGGAGUUUGUUCUUGCCAACCUCCUGUACCAGUUCAAUUGGGAAUUGCCUGGAGGUGCUAACAGUGAGGAAUUAGACAUGACUGAAGGUUUUGGAAUCACGGUUAAUAGGAAGAUACCUCUUCAUGUAGUUCCAAUAUUGUGUCAUUCAGCUUCGUCUUAACUUCUCAUUAUAUAUAUACAACUAUUUUCUAAUACAAUUUAGUGUGAUUGGAAAAUUUAUUUAAGAGCAUUUGCACUCCAUAAUACAGUUCUUCAUCUAAAAUUGGGAAGGACUCAUUUGUUGACUAGUCAUUCGUUUUUGGCAUCUGGUUGACUGGACAGUGUGCAUCCUUUAUGUAGAGGGAUGUAAAACAUUGGUGCUUGGGGUUGUUGGGAGAUCUGCAAGUGCGAGGUCUUUGGCUAAUAGGAGUUUGGCUUUUCAAAUGUGUGUGCUGUACUGUAAUGUACCUGAGGGAAAGGGAAGCGCACCUGUUAGUUUCCCCCCUGCUGCAAGAUGAAUGGAUACCCCUAAUGGCUUGCUUGCAGUAACUGACCAUAUCGCCCUUCACUGUGCUUUCACUGAUGAAAGUUUUCAGAUUGUAAAUGCUGAAUUCCUGCAGCAAGUAAAACCUUUGCACUGGAUGGUGCUGAAGGGCCACGACGGAUGGAAGCAUGAGUUUGGGCAUUAACCUUAGGUGCAGAUUACAGUGAAGCAGGGUUGGAGAGAAGUGAAAAAGCUAUCUCCAUAUUGCAGUCUUACUUUUGGAUAUGGGGUUAUCCUAAAGGAAUGCAGUACGCAAUGUGGAUAAUGAGGAAAAUGAAAGUGGUUAUGAAGAUGAACAAUAUGGGCGACAAGACAAAGAAAGAGGACAUCCAAAUGACUCCAGAAACCAGCAAAUUUGAAUCUUCCAGGUUGAAGACAAAGAAAGUGGACAAGACGAAAAUUUGUGCAGUAUGAAAAGUGCAUUAAGUUGAAUGUGUGUGAACUCUUCCAGGUUAGCGAGCGCCCUUCUACUAUUGUACUUUUCAAACUAUAUUUGCUCUUGAUGUCCUGAAAAUGUGAUGCUUUGUAUUUUCCUUAUCUUGUUUCUCUGGGAAGCUCUCUUGCACUUUAGAUAAAUAGAAGAAUAGAAUUUGUAUUUCAUUGUGUGGGAAAAUUGUGCUUUGGAAAGGUUAUCUUCUUGAGGAGUGCAGGCUUGUCAACUGCAGAAACCCCUCCCUAAGUUCUGCUUCUUUGGUCUUAGUUAUUAUCAAUUUAGUCUGUUGUUUCUCCUUGUUGGACCA
Molecule: messenger RNA, 2726 nt
Organism: Papaver somniferum (opium poppy)
Lineage: Eukaryota; Viridiplantae; Streptophyta; Magnoliopsida; Ranunculales; Papaveraceae
Product: cytochrome P450 71A1-like
Exons: 4
Coding region: 97-1623 (508 amino acids)
Molecular function (GO): oxidoreductase activity, acting on paired donors, with incorporation or reduction of molecular oxygen; heme binding; monooxygenase activity
Source: RefSeq, a predicted model, not a curated record